UCCACACAACUGAAUAUAAUCUCACAUUAUGAGCUUUGAGCUGGAAUAUAUGGCAGUGUGGACUUAGAUAACCCAGUUCAAAGGAGAUGUUGUGGGAUUUUAUGCCUUGAUAUUCUGGGUCAUAUGGUUGUGUGGAACAGCCCUUAGUAUGAGGUUAUGGGAAAUUAUUUCCUGAUUCUUUAAACUUUUUUUUUUACUAUUUUUAUGUUUUCUCCAAUGAAGCUUCAUGUUUCUGUAUUAACACUUACUGGACUAAUGUGAUAUGGCACAACACUUUGUAUUACUUUAACACUACGCUAAGGGCUGAUAAGCUGUGGUAAAAGAAAAGUAGUUAAAGAGGGAAUCAUAAGUAUGUACUACGCUGAAUUUUUGUUUGUUUUUUUAAAAUAACAAAACAUGCUAGUCCCUUGGGAUUUGUUGGCUUCCUUUUUUCAUUAUGUUUAUCAAGCAUAAAAACAUUUUCCUUUUCAGCUGGUUCUACAAUAUCCUAUGAGUUUCAUUAAAACUGAAAUGUAACAAAUGACGUCAAGAAACACCAAUUCUCAGAAACACAACAUUUUCCAGCAAUAGACAAAGUAGGUCUGAACAGCUGGCAUUUUUGCUCAGAGCUGACUAAUGGCUUCAUCUACGUAAACUCAAAUCAUUCUUCCUGCCAGCUCCCAUCUGAAGGGUUAGUAUCCAGAACCAACUGUGUUCUCAUUACUGCAUUUAUUAUACAUCGGUUUAUAUCUAACAUAAGGAAACACAUCAGGGAGACAAACAGCCAUUUAUAUUGGUGUUAGUAUUGCCCUCAUUCAAUUAUCUAGCGUCUCCAAGAUCUAUGUGCUGAGAUCCUGUGGAUAAGCUUCCUUGCAGUACUACAAAACCACCCAGUAUAUUAUGUUCAAUGGAAUUUGCAGUGCAGCCUGUAAGAAUUAGAGGCAUUUAUGAAACACUAUGCCAAGGCAUGGUUGGGAAAAAGGAAAAGUUCAGUGCCAUUUCAUCAAUCAUGUGAGGAUCAGGAUAACAUAUAUGUCAGGGUUGAGUACCUUGUGGCCAUCCAAGUGUUGUCAGACUCCUGUUUUCAUUAGUCUCAUAAAGCCUGAGUAGUUAAAAUCUAGAGGGCCACGGUUCCCCAACAAUGUUUCAUCCCAAUUCUGCACCACAUGGAGGAAACAAAGACACAUGACAAUGCUCACUUACUACAGAGAAACUAUUUAGCAUACAUCAGAAAUUAUAGAACCAUAGAGUUGGAAGCAAUCACAAGGGUAAUCUAGUCCAAUGCUCUGUCAUGCAGGAAUACACAAUCAAAGAACUCCUGAUAGAUGGUCAUUCAGCCACUGUUUAAAAUCCUUCAAAGAAAAAUAUUCCACCACAUUCUGAAGCAGGGAUUCCACCAUCAAAUAGCUUUAUUAUUUAGGAGAAAUCUAUUUUCCUGUAGUUUGAAUCUACUGAUCCAUGUCAUUGUUUCUGGAUCAGAUCCCUAAACCACUUCUCAUAGGACAUGGUUUGUAGAACGUGAUUGAAACAACAUACAUGUGCAGUUACCACAACAUAUCAAAUAACUAUCAAAUGUUUUCUUUAGUGCAUGGAUUGUCCAUUUAGGAAAACCAUUCUAGUAACUUCCACAGGAGACUGGCUACCACAAAAUCUCAUUUUUCUAAAGUCCAAGUUGUGGUCAUUAUUCUUUGAAAAGUAUGUUUGGUAAGAAAAUGAACUACUACGCUACCAAAAGGAUGAGCACAAAUGUUUCUGUAUAACUAAUCUGUACUGAAAAUAGUGUCAGUUAGCCAAAUCAAGUGUUGAGUAAGUGAAAUCUCUUGAGGAAAGAAACUGGGAGUAGGGGGAAGGAUAUCUGCCAACGCAAAAUACUUUUGAGUCCUAUACUGGAAGAAAGAUGGGGCAUCAUUCAAAUAACUAAAUACAUAAAUACAUAAUCCAUCAAUGAACAGAAAUUUGGUUCCCAGCAAUGAAUUCUGGAAUAGCAGAGAUGUAUAAUUUCCAAAGAAUUCUAAAAGCAUGACUACCGAAACUAUGAAGAAGGCAUGCCUUCCUGAGAACUCAACAAGAGUUCAACAAUCCAACCCCCAUGAAAACAGCCAUUUAGAACACAUCCACGAGUAUGAGAAAAGAAACACAGAGGAACUACUUUAGGAACUUGGGAACUUUUAAAGUUUCAUCUUCAGAUCAUUUCCUCUUUUUUGUCACUCACUGUUUAUAGCUGCCCCUCGUGGAUGAAUAAGAGAGCUAGCCAGCUGCAAUAUUUGACACUUAACCAGUACUUGGCAGCAGUAAGAGACACAACUAAUAACAUAUUCUUGAAGUCUAAUUUUGGAGCUAAAGUAGCAGUUCUAGGAUUUUUAAGUUAAGCUCUGCGAACACCAAGGAACAUUAUUCCUCCAUGAAUAUGAAAUUGAAUCUGAAUGUUUCUUAGAAACCUGGAAUGCAACAAGACUUUGUAUACUGAGAAGGCAUUUUGACUGUCUCAUCACCCUAGUGGGAAUAAAUUAUUUUAGAAAAAGAUGCUGCUGUGUUCGGCGUUAAGAAAAGAUCCUGUUCUACUCAACCUCUAAUCUAAGCAUUGCUCCUUCUUGAACGCAGAGACCUACCCACUUUCUCAUGUUCCUUUCCAAAACAUCACUGACUAAGGGAAUCAUCAGAACAACAUGCAAAUUCAAGGUUAAAAGGAAGUGAAAGUGUACUAGAAAUGCUCAACUCAAGUACCACUUCAGGAAACCACUGCAAUUACAGCAAGAAAUUCAUAAAAGAAGCUCUUCCAUGGGCAUAUGGUUUCAUCUUUAUAGUAGGAAUCCUAUUAAAUGGAGCGGCAGCCUGGGUUUUUCUACAUAUUCCAAGCAAGACCAGCUUUAUUGUCUAUCUGAAGAACAUUGUUAUUGCUGACCUCAUCAUUAUCUUAACGUUCCCCUUCAAGAUUUUUGCUGAUUCAGAGAUUGGACCAUGGCAGCUCAAAGUUGUUGUCUGCCGUUUCUCUGCUGUUGUUUUUUACCUAAAUUUGUACAUCAGUAUAACCUUGUUUGGACUCAUAGGCUUUGACAGAUGUUACAAAGUUGUGAAUUCACAAUUCAUCAGCUCUGCUCACACAGUUCGUUGCAGCAAAAUUGCUUGUGUUAUCAUGUGGGCACUACAUAUGCUUAUAUCACUUCCUAAUAGUAUUCUUACAGAUAAAACUGCUACCAAAGAAAAUUCAGGAAAAUGUAUGAGCCUCAAAAACACUCUUGGAGUCCAAUGGCACAAGGCUUCGAACUACACAUGCCUAGCGAUUUUUUGGAUUGUGUUCCUCCUCUUAAUAAUCUUCUACAGUUCUAUAUCAAGGAAAAUAUAUUUUUCCCACAAAAAAUUCAAGAAAAAUUCCAAGUCAGCCAAGAAAAAAACCAACAGAAACAUUUUCAUCAUCAUGCUUGUAUUUAUUAUUUGUUUUGUUCCCUAUCACAUUGCCAGGAUCCCCUACACAUUAAGCCAAGGUUCAUCACCGUACAGCUGUGAAACAGAAAAGGUUCUGUUUUACAUCAAAGAACUGACUCUCCUCCUCUCAGCUGCAAAUGUUUGCCUUGAUCCUAUUAUUUAUGUAUUCCUUUGCCAACCUUUCAAGCAAAGACUGUACCAAAAACUGCAGCUCAAAAUGAAGAUAUCCGAGGAAUUAGAAAACUCUAGAUCAAGAAAGUCAAAUGCAAUUGGCGAAACAAUUGUUAUUUCAUAAAUUCUUAUAGUGGACUACGUAUAAUAUGCUGAGGAGAUGAGCACAUGGUUAGAUCUGAGAAUGAUUUAAAAGAAACCAGUUCAAUAAUGCUGGUACACUGAAGUUGGAUUUAAGAUAUAUUAUUAUGGUACAAAUGCUUACAUUCACUUCUGAGCUCACUGUACUAUCUUGCUACCAAGUACCCACCAACUAUCCUCUUCCCAUUGUCUGUUCCUUACAAGCACUGCACAAUUCCUCAGAGUUUACACAAGUAAAAUAAGGCGGGCCAAUGCCAUAACAUCUUUUGCAACAUUGUGUCUAUUAUUUGUCUUUAAUGCUGCAUUUUGAUAGCCCCUAUUUCUGUUGACUUCAGGCCUAUACAAAUUAUGUCAAUUCGUAAUGAACACUAUUUUCCCCAAGUCAGCUCCUAUUGGGCAAGUUUUUCAGGCUUGUUCCUUUUACCAAAAUCAUUUUACAUCUACUGCAGAUUCCCUCUCUAGUUUACACUCCAACUCAUCUUCCAGCAUUCCUUUCUAUCUUACUACACUUAUCCAUCUGUGAAUUUUUACUUGCCUGCAUUCACCUUUUCUUUCUGUCUCAUCGGACCCUUCAUCUAUCCUGAUCUCCACCCAUUAAAUGUCAAAUAGCCCCAUAGUAUCUCUUUCGAAUACUGCAAUGUGUUCAAAUUUGGCACCAUCAUUUUCAUAUCCCCAUGUCUUGUUCCUUUCAGAUUUUCCAUUUCUUUGUAUCUAACAUAGUUCUCACUUUACUUUAAAGCAUUGCAAUGUCUGCUCUGUAAAGCCUUCUAAACGUUUUAGCACAUAUUCAGCUUACAACGAACCCUUCCCCCUUCCUUUUUCCAACUUCAUUUUCUAUCAUAUUGCUAACAUACAACUCUUCACUCUAUAUUUGGCAAAGCUAUCUUCACUUUCUUGGCGCCCGUUUUCCUGAAACUGUUCUCCCACAAUUUCAGCCAAUUUUUAAAUAUGUAGCAAAGACGUGUGUGUUUGCAUACUCAAUGUAUUCGUAAAAUAGACUGUGAUGCUCUUAUUAGAGAGUAGACCUUCUAAUAUAAAAAAGUGCUCCUUCUCUUAUGAAACCCUGCACCCAUAUAGCAUGUUUAAUAACCCAUGUUGGUCUUGAUGCAGUCCCUACCAGCUGCGCUGCCCAGCUUAAAGUAUUUCAUACAUCCAUAUUAGAGAUUGAAAUGUAUUACUUUUUGGACAAUUCUCAGAAUCUCUCAAUCAACAUGACUAGUUAAAAUCCAAGUAAGUGGUGUGCAAACAGGAUGCAAUAGAUUCAUUUGCUGAUACUGGAACCAGUGAAAUACUACUACUGUAAAUAAAUGUCAUACUUGAUAUGAGUGGCUUAUUUACUUAUAAUUAGAUGCAAUGAGCUCCAAAGAACUACUUUUGACUAGUGAGCCCAAGAAGUCAUGCCUAUCCAAUGCCAUUUUUCUUGCCCUUUAAAAAUUGUAUUGCCAAUUACUUUUGAUAUCAUCCUCUGCUUAACAAAUGAUCCUGUUUCACAGGUGGAAAGGGAAUGCUGUUGUAAAAUUAGAAGUCCAAGCUCACUUGAUUGUAUCAAAAAAAUUGCACAGUUCUUUGGAUUGUGUCAAACAUUAAUAUAAAACAGGGCAUUUGUGAUCUUUGUUUAUCUGUAUCAUGUCAAAUUCUAACAGUCAGUUCUGCCUAGUUUCCACAGUGCAACAUAUCUAAACCAAGACAAACAGCCGCAGCUGCCCUAAUUGACUUUUAUAUUGAUAUUCUGGAUUAACUGAAUUGUUUUCUUGAGUUCCUAGAUUUUUGUGAAUAUAUUUGUAUUUAAAACUCAUAUAGACAAGAACAUGUACUUUAGUUUGUAUAAAAAUAAACACCUUUAUUUUUCAA
This is a messenger RNA of Anolis carolinensis (green anole), 5565 nucleotides long. It is a transcript of the gene p2ry14, whose product is annotated as purinergic receptor P2Y14. Gene Ontology annotation, molecular function: G protein-coupled purinergic nucleotide receptor activity. The record is from RefSeq and is a predicted model, not a curated record. Lineage: Eukaryota; Metazoa; Chordata; Lepidosauria; Squamata; Anolidae. Gene Ontology annotation, cellular component: membrane. Gene Ontology annotation, biological process: G protein-coupled receptor signaling pathway. Bases 2687 to 3697 code for a protein of 336 amino acids. The transcript has 4 exons.